This is a messenger RNA of Insectozyma verbasci, 1998 nucleotides long. The record is from the annotation of a GenBank genome assembly. Lineage: Eukaryota; Fungi; Ascomycota; Pichiomycetes; Serinales; Debaryomycetaceae.
AUGCAAUCUUCACCAUCACCAUCAGCUUAUUUAUUACCAAUAAAAUUACAACCAUCAAAUGUACGACCAUUAGCUUUUAGAAUAUUGUCUAAAAAACAUGGGUUAAAUUUAAAUACAGAUGCUUUAUCAGUUCUAACAGAUGCUAUAAGUUUAAAUUUUGGUGUUGAAUGGAAAGGGUUACCUUCACAAAAUUUUCUUGAAGAAAUUGCUAAAAUUUGGAAAUUAGAAGAUCGAGGAUUAUUUAUAGAUGCAGAUGGAUUAAAGCAAAUAUUAAAUGAUAUGAAAAAAGAUAAAAAUGAACCUAGUAAGGCCCAUAAAUCAGAUACAAUAGUUGAUGAAAUUAAACAAGUUGAACUAGUGAAUGUAGAAGAAGAAGAAGAAGAGAUAAUAAAUUGGCAAGAUUAUUGUAAAGUUAUACUACCUAAUCAACAACCACAAAGUAUAUUUGAUAGACAUAAGAAACAAUUUACGAUUAUUCACAAACCAUUAAAUCAAGAAUCUAUAUUUACAAAUUUACAUGAAAAUUUACCAGCUAAAAUAAAUUCUUUGAGUAAUCAAUAUCAUUUAAUUCUUGAUAGAUUAUCAAGAAAUGAAAAUUUUCAAAAAGUUCCCAAUUUUAGUUUUUCAUCAAUAAAUAUAAAUCCAGAUAUAAUUAAUGAAAUCACACCAAUAAAAAAUGUUUUAGGUAGAGAUCGUCAAAGAUUUUUAUUAUUUGGUUAUUUAUCAAAAAACCCCAUCAAUGGGUCUUAUAUAUUGGAAGAUUCAACGGAUUAUAUUGAAUUAAAUUUAAAGCAAGCUACAAAAGCACCAGGGUUAUUCUAUUGUGAAGGUAUGUAUCUAUUAAUCGAUGGUAUAUAUUCCGCAUCUGGAGGUUCAUUAAAUCAACAUCAAGGUUAUAUAGGAGGUUGUCUUUAUGUAAGUAAUAUUGGUCAUCCGCCAGGUGAAAGAAGAGAUAAAGAAUGGGAAGCUUAUGGAAAUUUGGAUUUUUUAGGUAUACAUAGACAAAUGGCACCUAUAACUGGUGAAAAAACAACAAAGAUAUCAAGAAAAUUGAAAAAGAAAUUGGUUAAUUGUGAAAGAUCAUUAAAUCAUAAACUUGUAAUUGUUGGAAGUGAAUUACAUUUAGAUCAACCAAUGAUUAUGAAAGCAUUGAAAAAGUUUUUCAACAAAUUAGAAUUGUCCAUUAUAGAAGAUGGUCUUGAACCAUUGGCUUUAGUUUUGAUUGGAUCAUUUACUUCCAUACCUUUAUCAUCAACAAAUUCUUCAAUUACAAACGUUACAAAUUCAGAAAUUUAUAAAAGUAAUAUUGAUAAUUUAUCAAAAUUAUUAUCAAACUAUCCAAACAUUAUCCAAAAUAUUAAAAAGCUUAUAUUGAUACCUGGUAAAAAUGAUCCAUGGCAAUCAACGUUUUCAUUAGGAUCAUCAUGUAUUAAUUAUCUCCCACAAAUUGGUGUACCAAGAGUAUUCACAAAUAGAUUGGAGAAAAUAUUACCAAAAGGUGUACUAGAAUUAGGUUGGAAUCCAACUAGAAUAAAUUACCUAUCUCAAGAGAUAGUAAUUAUAAAAGAUGAUUUUAUGAAUAAAUUUAAACGAAAUGAUAUAAUUUUUGAUAGUGAUUUAGAAUUUGAAAAACAACAAUUAGAAAAAGAAUUGGACCCAAAUAAAAUUAAAAAUUUAGCACAAACUAAAACUAAUGGUCAUUUACCUUCAAAAAUUAAACAAGCAAGGAAAUUAGUUAAAACGUUAUUAGAUCAAGGUAAUCUACAACCAUUUUCUAAGAAUUUAAAAUUAAUAAAUUCACAAUAUGAUUUUUGUUUAAGAGUCGAACCGUUACCAAAUGUAUUAAUAAUGUUGGAUUCAACAUUUGAUAAUUUUGAAUUGAGUUAUAAUGGUUGUAGAGUUAUAAAUAUAAUACUGGGUAUAACUAAUAAGAAAUUAACUUAUAUUGAAUAUCAACCUGGUUCAAAAUUAGUUGAAUUUAAAGAAAUUUAUUUAUAA